Cotesia congregata is the source of this 3414-nucleotide messenger RNA. Lineage: Eukaryota; Metazoa; Arthropoda; Insecta; Hymenoptera; Braconidae. The record is from the annotation of a GenBank genome assembly.
AUGGCUGAAGACCCGUCCAAGAUGGCGGAAUCCGCCACAACAGAAAAACGUAAGGCGUCGGCGCAUACUGCCGCCCCAGUUGACAAGAGAAGCUCGCGUGGGCCUCUAAAUUCGUUUGCUCUUGAACGUGCUUUCCUUAACAAAGAUAAAAAGCAGAAUAGUGGUUUCCAAGAUACCAAAACUGUUAAAAACAAUGCCACUCCCAAUCUGACAACUCAACGUAACAAGAGGAUAACAAAGGUCGAUUCUGACGGCUUUACGCAUCCGGCAAAAACUAACAAAGGUAAUCUACUAAAUACUUUGACAGACGCGUCACCUAUCACGACAAACAAGUUCGACCAGCUCUCGGUAGAUGGCGACACAGCCCAACUUGACAGCAUGGAAACGGAGUCCCAAAAUCCUCCGACUAAUUCAAAUGAUAAUAAUGCAGCCCAAUCUACAGCUGAAAAAAAUAAUACACAGGAGGUGAUUAAAGAAAAAUCUUAUAGACCGCCACCGAUAUUAAUUCCGGGAGAAGCAGUGAGUAAAACUGUCACCUCUAUUAGAAUAGCCAAUAUAGAGCAGGAUUCCUUUGUAGUCACCUUAUCAAAGGGACUACACUCGGUUCAAGUGUCUAAUCAAGUUUCUUAUGAAACAAUUAAAAAAACACCGAAAUCGGUCCUUUUAAAAGGAAUCAGUGAAGAUUUCUCACCAGCUCAAGUAGUUGAGAACCUAAAAAGUAAAAAUAUCCCAUCUGUUGAGAUUUUAAAAGUUUCCGAGCUUAAAUUUAAAGGUAAAGAUAAUAUUCCUGGUAGGCACCUCAUUGUCCAAAUUACCCAAAAAAUUACGAAUGUUGGCAGCAUUCAGUCAAAAAACAGGCAACUAGACAGAAGAAUUGAGGUUUUAAACAGGGGAAUAAAUCCUCAGCUGUCCUUUGCCAACGUAGCGACUACUAGUAGGGAGAAUUUUCCCCCACUUAGACAACGUCACUCUCAAGCUCUAACGAGCAUGCGAAUCAUGCUCUCUCAAAGCUACUCAAUCAUACGUACAGACCGCCCAAACUCAAAACAAGGUGGUGGUACUGCUAUUUUGAUCAGAAGAAAUAUUGGUCACCAAACUGUUAGAUAUUCUUUAUCAAUAAAUAAGGAAUUAUUAAAAUUCACAAUAAUUCAACUCUCGCCUGUACCACCGGCGACCAAUAAAAUUUUCCUUGUCAGUUGCUAUGCAACUAACUCGAAUGGAAAAAUUUUUAUCCAAGAGCUAAACGAUUUACUUCAAAAAUUAAAUGCUAAUAAACCUAAUCAUUAUUAUGUUUUAGCGGGUGACUUUAACGCUCGACGGACCGAUUGGGGUGACAGAGUGGACAACGAGAGAAGAAAAUAUCUCAGAAAAUGGGAACACGAAAUGACCACAAAGCGCUACUAUUCUCAACAAUUCUGCCGUGUAAUAACCGUGAAUAACCUUCAAGACAGUAUUCCUGAAGUCCAGAGGCGGAAUCUAAAGGCGAUCAAAUGGAAAAAAUUUGAAAAAAUUGCUGACACUGAAUUCAUUUUAGAUCUCCCAGUUGAUAGAAAUAUGUCUAUAGAUGAAGUAAAUAGUAGCAUCGCUGAGGUGACCAAAACUUUACUUAAAGCAAUGAAUAAAACUGCUCCAAAAUUUAAAAAAGAAGACAGUAUUUUCAAGUACCUCAACUCUAGAAUCAAACAGCUACAAAAAAAUAAAAACAAGGCUAUUAAUCUCCUACACAAAGCUUACAAAACUAACAGACCGGAUAAAAAAGAACUUAUUGAGAACUUAAAAUCUAAUAUCAAUAUAAUUAAUCUGUGGAAAGCUACUGGAAUGGUCAACUUAGACAAAUCAACCACAAGGACCCUACUGCAUUUUUUCCUAAAAUCAACAGGUUCCUUAGGAAAAAAAAAGCUUACACCAAUAGCUGCCCAACGGGUAAAAGUUACUGAUCCUGCCUGUCUGAAUGGAGCGAUUGACAUCAACUCUGCACACCUGGUUGGAGAAAAGCUUUUAAUAACUGAGCCAAUUGACAAAUUAAACGUCAUCGGGGAAUUUUACCAGUCCAUUAAUGCCCCCCGAUACCUUGCGGAAGGUGCAAAACUAAAAAUCAUCGUUGACAGAGAUGCUGAAUUAGUCAAAGACUCUCUCAUCACCAGACAUGCCGACGGCUCAACUCUUACUAAUUUCUCUAGUGUUAAUAGUGCCUUGAGCCCUUCGACAGAGACUGAAGAAGAAUGCCCCUUCACUAACUUAAACCAGUUGACUAACAUCCUCAAGAAACUGCCAAAUAAAACUUCAAGACUGCAACAGGGUACGGUUAAUUCACCGCUACUUUUCAACAUCUUCAUCAUGGCUCUACUUAAAUCGUUCGGACUUGACACUGAUGAUAAUUUAUUUGCUAUCGCAAAUGCCGAUGACCUGAUAAUUGGAGUGGCCGAGAAACAACCUUCGACCCUUAAAAAUCGCUUAGAACAUCUAGUCAAUGAAAUAAAUCGUUUUUACCGUGUCUGGAAUCUUAGAAUGAAUCCAGAUAAGUGUGAAACGAUAGUCUUUAGGAGGGAAUCAAACCAUCUUAGUAAAAAAGCCUUGACUGAGCUUAGAGAAUUCAAAAUCACCACUCUAUCGCCUAACAACAACGAAGAUGUUGAUAUUCCUCAUAAAAGCGUGGUUAAAUAUCUUGGUGUUCACAUUGAUCAUCUACUCAGACUUCGGUUCCAUCCGGAUAUUCAGUUAGCAAGAGCCAAAUCUGCAUUCAAAGCCAAUGGUCGGAUUUUUUACAAUAAAAAUCUCAGCAGAAAAACAAAGAUAAUUUGCUACUUACUUCUGAUCAGACCAAUCUUGACUUACGCUGCACCAGUGUGGUGGAACACGAGCGCAGCUGUAAUGGAGAACUACCGUGUCUUCGAGAGAAAAUGUCUUCGUGCAUGUAUUGGUGCCUAUAGAACCGCUGAAUCUGGCUACAAAAAAUUUAUCAGUAAUGCCACAAUAUACGACAUUGCUGAUAUACCCAGGAUAGAUAAUCACAUCAUCAAAUUAGUGAGAGAUUAUUUCAGCAAAAUUUUGCUGAUAGAUAAUGAGUCCGUCAAGAAGUUAGCAGUCUUCACUGACGAAGAUUUCUUGGAAAGAAAUCAAACUGGCUUGCUACCACCUCAAGCCUUUUUAACUCUUGACAAAAAUGGCCUCAUCCAAGAUGAAGACAACGUGCCGCUUAUCUUUCACUACAAGCGACACAAAGCGAAUAAGAAAAUAACCUUUGGGCCUGAUGACCGCAAAAUUAAGUGGUGUGACUUCGGUUUCUCAGUUGCACUCCCAACGAGAGACAAAAUGGAUUCACAUAGACUCUGUGACAAAUACUGGUGGCUCACCGAAGAAUCUAAGCAUCGCAAGGAACUUAGAAGACGUCUGCGUAUUUAUUUAACCCAGUAG